Messenger RNA from Stegastes partitus (bicolor damselfish), 1742 nucleotides. RefSeq names its product UBX domain protein 2A (gene ubxn2a). Gene Ontology annotation, biological process: membrane fusion; proteasome-mediated ubiquitin-dependent protein catabolic process; Golgi organization. The record is from RefSeq and is a predicted model, not a curated record. The coding region runs from base 108 to 860 and encodes 250 amino acids. Gene Ontology annotation, molecular function: ubiquitin binding. Gene Ontology annotation, cellular component: nucleus; cytosol. The transcript has 7 exons. NCBI's taxonomy places the organism in Eukaryota, Metazoa, Chordata, Actinopteri, Pomacentridae.
ACGGCGCCGUUACGUCACACAUUGCUCAGCAGAAGAAACUUGUGGCUGCAGAUGUGCAGUCCGGGAUUAACGGAGCCGGCGCGGACUGAUGGAAAACACAGGACGUCAUGAAGGAGAUUGACAGUGUGGGAGCGGACAAAGAUGAGCAGUGGGUUGUCACUGAGAGAAACGAUGAGGAGGAGGUUCCAAUAAGCCGCACUUUCUCGGUGGAGGACCUCCUUGAUGAGGUGGAGAAGAUCUGUUACGAUGCCUCAGGGACUUCAAAGGUGGAGAUGGUGGUGAGGCUGUGGAAGGACGGCUUUACCGUCAACGAUGAGGACUUUCGCAGCUACUCGGUGCCAGAAAAUCAAGAUUUCCUGGAUGCCAUUAAAAGAGGGGAGCUUCCGGCGGAGUGGGAGAGCAGAGCCGAGGAGGAGGAGCUGGAGAUCAGCGUGGAGGAUCUGACCGAGGAGAAUUAUGUCCCCAAGAAGAAGGCCUUUCACCCCUUCAGCGGCCGAGGAUACCGCCUGGGCAGCGUUGCACCCAGAGUUGUGGCCAGGUCACCGUCCGUGCACGAGGAUGGAGAAUCUCCUCCUAUUCCCAUGGUAACACUAGACCACACCCUUCCCGUUACCUCGCUGCAGAUCUGGUUGGCUGACGGCAGGAGACUGGUGCAGAGGUUUAACCUAUCGCACCGGAUCGGCGAUGUUCAAGAUUUCGUGGCGCGCUGCCAGAGGAGCUGCCCACCUUUCGUCCUGACCACGUCGGUUCCCUUCCGAGAGCUCGGCGACAAAGAGCUGAGCCUGGAGGAGGCGGAUUUGGCCAACGCCGUCAUCGUCCAGAAACCCCUGAACACACAGGCGCCGUUCGGACACUCCUGACCAACAGGGCCGCAUAAGAGUCACACAGCACGACACCGUUCCCCUCACCGACACACCACCACCCUGUCCCCCAAUGCGAAAUCCAAACCUCCCAUAACCUGUCAUGUCUCUUUCUUCACUAAAAUCGUUAUAUAUGGGUUCGUCCAUCUCAAAUCAUCAGAGGCCGUCUGCUCGACCAAAUCGGAUUUGCCUGAAGAUUUUUUAAUGAUGGAUAUUUAAAAUUGUGUAUGCAAACUUAUAGAUCCGUAUAUCAAACACUUUCCAAGAUAGCUUGUUUUUUCUUUUUUAAACUUGUCGCUCGACCGACUUCUAGCAAGUUUUUUUACACCUUGAAAUUUAAGGCCAUGUUUGGAUGACUGUUACACAAAAAUCUCCUCCGAACCAAGGGUGAUGCCUACAAAAUGAGGGCCAAGAUAAAAAGAAAAUGCCCAUAUUACAAGAUAUUAUUUUCUUACUUACAUUUUGAAACUCCAGAGUUCUGUUCAACUUGAAUUAGUCGAUCUUUUGCGGUACAACUUGUCAUACCAGUUCAAUCCGCAGUGCAAGUUCAAUGAAAAUAACUUCUUUUUAUUUUAUUUUUGUGACCCAGUAUUUCAUUUUUAAAGUAUCCUAUAGGUUUUUGAUUUGUACUAUUAGUAGCUGUAGCUGCAUAUGGUUCAGAAAAUAUCACGAGUUGGCUUCUGCUUUUUAUUGUGGGACAUUUUUUUCAUAUUUCAACUCACCCAUGAUUAGAGGUUAUUUGAUCUACAUUUUCCAGUAUUGCCGAUUCUGAUUCAAUGUCAUGAUGAGACACAACAGUGAAAAUCUUCAGUAGUUCAUGAGGUAUUGUCAUUCAAACACGGCUUCAAAUUUCAAUGUGUGAAAAAGAAAAACAUGCUGAGA